Diaporthe citri is the source of this 762-nucleotide messenger RNA. RefSeq lists its product as uncharacterized. The record is from RefSeq and is a predicted model, not a curated record. The transcript is spliced from 3 exons. Bases 1 to 762 code for a protein of 253 amino acids. Lineage: Eukaryota; Fungi; Ascomycota; Sordariomycetes; Diaporthales; Diaporthaceae.
AUGCGUUUCGGAAACUCAUUCAUUGGCGGUAUCACGAGCCUGCUGGCUUUGGCCAAUAUGGCCAUCUCCACCUCAGCUGUGGAGGGCAGAGAUGAGGCCACACCGCAGCUCAAGAACUGGGGCGUCGUGCUCUUCCGCGCUUUCGACGGCCAAGAUAUCUUCGGACCCCUAGACGCGCUGCAGCUACUGGCAUUCCAGCGCCAGAUGAACCUCUACCUCAUCGCCGAGACCUUGGAUCCCGUCACAUCCGAGCCCGCAUCCGCCGCGAUGAACUCGAAGAACUCGAGCUUCUGGCCGAUGAUCCUCCCGACUCAUACCUUCGCCAAUGCCCCGGAACUGGAUGUUCUCCUCGUGCCCGGCGGUGCGGGCGUCCGUGCCCCGGACGUGAAGAACAUCACGGACUUCAUUGCUGAUCGUUACCCGAGUCUCGAGUAUCUCAUCACUGUCUGCACCGGUGCCGGCCUGGCCGCUAAGUCGGGUGUGCUGGAUGGAAAGCGGGCGACCACAAACAAGUCGGCCUGGUCAACUGUCACGGCGUGGGGGCCCAACGUGGACUGGAUUCGUCAAGCCCGAUGGGUUGUGGAUGGUAACGUUUGGACUGCAGCCGGGGUCACGGCUGGAUUGGACUUGACCUUUGCAUUCCUAACCGAGAUGUUCGGGUACGAGCAGUCUCAUCGCAUCGCGACGCUCAUGGAGUAUGUACCAAACACAAACUCAAGUGACGAUCCGUUUGGAGCCGCCCUGAACAUCAACAGUUCGUGA